Molecule: messenger RNA, 2065 nt
Organism: Venturia canescens
Lineage: Eukaryota; Metazoa; Arthropoda; Insecta; Hymenoptera; Ichneumonidae
Gene: Cyp4g15
Product: Cytochrome P450 4g15
Exons: 7
Coding region: 176-1855 (559 amino acids)
Molecular function (GO): iron ion binding; oxidoreductase activity, acting on paired donors, with incorporation or reduction of molecular oxygen; monooxygenase activity
Source: RefSeq, a predicted model, not a curated record
GUGGCAUAGCUCGAAGGCGGGGAAAGGGAAGCGAAGUGGUGAGUUUCGGUAAACGUGGUCCCGUCUAUAAAAGGCCUGAACGAGGAAAUUCAAGCAGUUCGGUGGUUGCUCAUCGACAGGAACGCGUCUCCGUUAACAGAACACCCGACUUUUCUAACAGAAUCGACGAAGCGAGAUGUCCGCAGCGGGACCGGAAAAGAUGAUCGCCGGUACGGUGGCCGAAGCCGCGGCCACCGGACUCUCGGCGACCUCAGUUUUCUUCACCCUACUAGUCCCUGCCCUUGUCCUUUACUUCAUCUACUUUAGGGUCUCGAGGCGUCACAUGCUCGAACUCGCGGAGAAGAUCCCCGGACCCGAGGGCUACCCGGUCAUCGGAAACGCCUUGGAAUUCCUCGGAAGUGCUGACAGCAUCUUCCGCAACAUCUACAAACGCUCCUUCGAAUUCGACCAGGUUAUCAAGCUCUGGAUCGGACCGAAACUCAUCAUCUUCCUCGUGGACCCCCGCGACGUUGAGGUCGUUCUCUCCAGCCACGUGUACCUCGACAAAUCCACCGAAUACAGAUUCUUCAAGCCCUGGUUGGGAAAUGGACUUCUCAUCUCCACCGGACCGAAAUGGCGCGCUCACCGUAAACUGAUCGCGCCAACGUUCCACUUGAACGUUCUCAAGAGUUUCAUCGACCUGUUCAACGCGAAUUCGCACGCGGUAGUAGAACGUAUGCGCAAGGAAGAAGGCAAGCCUUUCAACGUCCACUACUACAUGUCCGAAUGCACGGUCCAAAUUCUCCUCGAGACUGCGAUGGGAGUGUCGAAACAAACGCAAGAUCGCAGUGGCCUCGAAUACGCAAUGGCUGUUAUGAAAAUGAACGGAAUCAUCCAUCUCCGUCACACCAAGGUCUGGUUGAGGCCUGACUGGCUGUUCAAUCUCUCCAAGUACGGCAAGGAACAGAUGCACCUUCUCGAGAUCAUUCACGGACUGACGAAGAAGGUAAUCCAGCGUAAGAAGGACGACUUCAAGUCCGGAAAGAGGAACUUCAUCAGCACGAGCACCGCGGAGGCCAAGAACGCGGACACCGUUCAGGGACUUUCUUUCGGACAGUCUGCCGGUUUGAAGGACGAUCUUGACGUCGAUGACAGCAACGACGUUGGCGAGAAGAAGAGGCUGGCCUUCCUGGACCUCCUCGUCGAGGCCAGCCAGGACGGAGUCGUCCUGACCGACGAGGAAGUCAAGGAACAGGUCGACACGAUCAUGUUCGAGGGUCACGACACCACCGCCGCCGGAUCGAGCUUCUUCCUCUCGGUGAUGGGAUGCCAUCCUGAGAUCCAAGAAAAAGUGAUCCAGGAAUUGGACCAGAUCUUCGGAGACAGCGACCGACCGGCCACUUUCCAGGACACCCUCGAGAUGAAGUACCUCGAACGUUGCCUCAUGGAAACUCUGCGCAUGUACCCACCUGUGCCUCUCAUCGCUCGUCAGAUCCAAACCGACCUCAAGCUUGCUUCCGGCGACUACACCGUACCGGCUGGAUGCUCCGUCGUCAUCGCGACGUUCAAGAUGCACCGUCAACCCCACAUCUACCCGAACCCCGAUGUCUUCGACCCGGACAACUUCUUGCCCGAGAAGACGGCGAACCGCCAUUACUACGCCUUCGUACCGUUCUCGGCUGGACCCCGUUCCUGCGUCGGCCGCAAAUACGCCAUGCUCAAACUGAAGAUCCUCCUUUCCACCAUCCUGAGAAACUACCGCGUGCGAUCGUGCGUCAAGGAGUCCGACUUCAGGCUCCAGGCUGACGUAAUCCUCAAUCGUGCCGAGGGCUUCAAGAUUCAACUUGAGCCCAGACGAGUUGCCCAAAAGGCGUAAACAAAAGGAGUUUAGUUUAUCGCGCCAAUUAAUUUAACAAACACGAGAGCGUCACGCGGCUAGACAUCGACGCAAUAUUUAUUUAUUCCCUUCUUUUAAUCCCCUUCCGUUAUUCUUUUCCACCGUAGCGAUAUUUACUAAUUCUUAUCAUUUAUACCAUAUUUAUCACUUGCAAUAAUUUAUGCAGCGUACAAGCUGCAAAAUCUUGCA